Drosophila gunungcola (fruit fly) is the source of this 724-nucleotide messenger RNA. Its product is annotated as probable insulin-like peptide 5. Lineage: Eukaryota; Metazoa; Arthropoda; Insecta; Diptera; Drosophilidae. The record is from RefSeq and is a predicted model, not a curated record. Bases 242 to 646 code for a protein of 134 amino acids. The transcript has 2 exons. Gene Ontology annotation, cellular component: extracellular region. Gene Ontology annotation, molecular function: hormone activity.
AUAGCUCCACCCCCUGAGUUGCGUCCCAUUAAUCGAAGGGAUAUGCUAAGCCAUGGGCAUAAAUUAAUCGCAGCAUCCUUCGAUGUGCUGACAUUGAAAAUUAGCAAGCACGCUCCGGCCCACGCUGACCCUAAAAAACUAAUCGAAUCUGACAGGUGGAAGCUGUGCUGGCGGAUAUAAAAAUGGCUGGCGACGGCGGAAAGUGCACCACAUCCUGUACAGCAUCACAUCCAGCAAGACCAUGAUGUUCCGCUCCGUGAUCACACUGCUCCUGCUGCUGAUCCCGCUCCUGAAACCCGCACAGGCAGUAAAUGUGAUUCAGGUUUGCGGACCCGCGUUGACGGAAGUGUUGGCGGUUGUGUGCCAGAACGAAUACAACUCAAUGUUUCAAAAACGAGCUUACCCGGAUCUGGGCCUUUUUGGUUAUGAGAACAAUCUGGUGGAUAACGACGAUGCCAAUGCGGUCGCGGAUUUCGAACCCCACCAUCCACGGACUAGCUCACUGAUGGGCGUGCGGCGCGAUUUUCGUGGCAUUGUGGACGACUGCUGCUAUAAGCCGUGCACCAUGAAAGAAGAUGAAAGUGUACUGCAAAUACAGCAACUAAAUGGAAUCCAAACCAUUGUAAAGAUACCUGACAUAAUGUAACCACGAAAAAUUCCGUUCUGUUAAAUAAUAGUAUAUGCACGCAUGUUAUGCAAAUAAAAUUUAUUAACGCAUUACAAA